GAAAGUAAAAUCGGCAGCGGGGCUCCCCUCACAUAAAAGGGAGGGGGCGGGGCCGCACACACCUGAGGCUGAUUGAUGACGUCAUCUCUUCCUCACUUGCCAUCCAGUCUCCAACACACCGGAAAUGUCAGUCUUUCAAAAUAUAAGUAUUUUUUUUCUGUUCAUUUGCCCUUUUUCAUGAUGUUUCCUGUUUAGCUUUAAAACAUUUUUCAUUUGACGAGAUAACAAAAAAAAAAAAAAGACUUGUGUUUCAAGAGACACGGCGGAUGUGCACGCUGGUGCACACGCGUUUGUACGAGGACGAGCUGAAGGUCACGAGCACGAGCUGAAGGUCACGAGCACGGGCAUGUCAGCUCAGAGUCCGAACAGCCAUCACGUUUCGUGACGUCGACGAGGAGGAGGAGGAGGAGAAGAGGAAGAGGAACAGGAACAGGCGUAACUGGCAGCAGGACUCCGUACGUCAAGAUGGGCAACCGCGGCAUGGAGGACCUGAUCCCACUGGUCAACCGGCUGCAGGACGCGUUCGCGGCCAUCGGCCAGAACGCCACUUUGGACCUGCCUCAGAUCGCCGUGGUGGGCGGCCAGAGCGCCGGCAAGAGUUCCGUUCUGGAGAAUUUCGUUGGCAAAGAUUUCCUCCCGCGGGGUUCAGGUAUUGUCACUCGGCGCCCCCUAGUGCUGCAACUCAUCAACUGCCCAACAGAGUUUGCUGAAUUCCUGCACUGCAAAGGAAAAAAGUUCACCGACUUUGAAGAAGUUCGUCAGGAAAUUGAAGCGGAAACCGAUCGAGUGACGGGACAAAACAAAGGAAUCAGUCCCGUUCCCAUCAACCUGCGCGUCUACUCUCCCAACGUGUUGAACCUGACGCUGGUGGAUCUUCCCGGGAUGACCAAGGUUCCGGUGGGUGACCAGCCGGCGGACAUCGAGCAGCAGAUCAGAGACAUGCUCAUGCAGUUUGUCACCAAGGACAACUGCCUCCUGUUGGCCGUCUCUCCCGCCAACUCCGACCUCGCCAACUCCGACGCCCUCAAGGUCGCCAAGGAGGUGGACCCCCAAGGUCUCAGAACCAUCGGUGUAAUCACCAAACUGGACCUGAUGGACGAAGGAACCGACGCCAGAGACAUCCUGGAGAAUAAACUGCUGCCCCUUCGCAGAGGUUACGUCGGCGUGGUGAACCGCAGUCAGAAGGAUAUCGACGGCCGUAAAGACAUAACGGCGGCGCUGCAGGCGGAGAGAACGUUUUUCUUGUCCCACGCGGCCUACCGACACCUGGCCGAGCGGAUGGGGACCGCCUACCUGCAGAAACUUCUCAACCAGCAACUGACCAAUCACAUCCGAGACACGCUGCCCGCUUUACGCAGCAAACUUCAGAAGCAGCUGCUGCACAUUGAGAAGGAAGUCACAGAAUACAAGAACUUCAACCCAGACGACCCCGCUCGCAAGACCAAGGCCUUGCUGCAGAUGGUGCAGCAGUUUGCGGUGGACUUUGAGAAGCGAAUCGAAGGUUGUGGAGAUCAGGUGGACACGAGCGAGCUCUCAGGAGGAGCCAAGAUCAAUCGCAUCUUUCACGAACGCUUCCCUUUCGAACUUGUUAAAUUGGAGAGUGAUGAGAAGACUCUUCGCAAAGAGAUCAGCUUCGCGAUCAAGAACAUUCACGGCAUCAGGACAGGUCUUUUCACACCCGACAUGGCGUUUGAGACCAUAGUCAAGCGUCAGAUGAGUCAAAUUAAAGAACCUUGUCACAAGUGCAUCGACUUAGUCAUCAAUGAGCUUGUGAACACUGUCAGACUUUGUGGCCUCAAGUUGGCUCAGUAUCCGUUGCUGCGGGAAGAGAUGGAAAGAAUCGUCACUCAGCACAUCCGUGACAGAGAAAGUCGCACAAAAGAGCAGGUCCUGCUGCUGGUGGACAUUGAGUUGGCGUACAUCAACACAAACCAUGAAGACUUCAUUGGUUUUGCAAAUGCUCAGCAGAAGAGCAGCCAGAUGAACAAGAAGAAAGCGAGCGCCAAUCAAGAUGAGAUCAUGGUGAUUCGUAAAGGCUGGUUGACCAUCAACAACAUUAGCAUCAUGAAGGGAGGGGCCAAAGAGUACUGGUUUGUUUUGACCGCUGAGAAUUUGUCUUGGUAUAAAGACGACGAGGGGUCUCCACAGCGCGUCAUCCUUUUCCAUGAGAAGGACAAGAAGUACAUGCUAACGGUUGAUCACCUGAAGCUCAAAGAUAUUGAGAAGAGUUUCAUGUCCAGCAAACACAUUUUUGCUCUCUUCAACACUGAGCACAGGAAUGUGUACAAGGAUUACCGUCAGCUGGAGUUGGCCAGUGAGUCUCAGGAGGACGUGGACAGUUGGAAGGCAUCUUUCCUUCGCGCUGGGGUGUACCCUGAACGCAGUGUGGAUAAAGACAAGGUGGAGGUGGAGGAGUCCAACACCGACGGUCAAAUCCAUAGUGUGGAUCCUCAGCUGGAGAGGCAGGUAGAGAUCGUCAGGAGCCUGGUGGACUCUUACCUGUCAAUUAUCCAUCGCACCAUCAGAGACCUCGUCCCCAAGACUAUCAUGCACCUGAUGGUUAACAAUACCAAGGACUUCAUCCACGCCGACCUGCUGGCUCAACUUUACUCGUGUACUGACCAAAACACUCUGAUGGAGGAAUCCCAGGAGCAGGCUCAGCUCCGUGAUGACAUGUUGAGGAUGUACCACGCGCUGCGUGAAGGUCUGAACAUUAUCGGUGACAUCAGCACGUCCACCGUCACUACCUCCAUGCCACCCCCUGUGGAUGACUCGUGGCUGCAGGUGACAGGGAUGCCGAUAGGUCGCAGGUCCCCGAUGUCCAGUCCGACGCCACAACGCCGAGCACCUCCCGGCCCCCUUCGCCCAGGGGCCCGUCUGCCACCUGGCCCCCCCACUCGUCCCGCAGUAUCACCUGACCCCGGACCAUCUCGUCCCAACAGAGCGCCACCACCUGGAGUCCCUAGAAUCUCCAUCAGUGAUCAGUGAUCACCACCAAUGCGAGCUCCUUUCACCCUGUGAUCCUGGCCUUUCCCCAUGCUUUAUAGCACUAAUGACAAUCUGUGCUCCAUAUGUUUGCAUAAGUAAAGAAGCCCUGGAGACUCAUUUUAUCUUCUUGUAGUUUGAUGACAGUGACAGUCAUAUUUUCAUAUCACAGUAUUACCACUAUGAGUGUUGUUUUUGUGUAACCCUAAUAAAAUAUCACAAGGAAGUGUGCCAGUUGGCUAGCUACGUAGCUAGCAAACAUGUUAUCAUUCAAGUGUUUUACUUUCUCGAGUGAAGACAAAAUGUUGGUCCUUAAGUUCAUCUUUACAAUGUAAAGUUUGACCGUUGCUGGAAAUGAAUGAUGAUUCAUUCAUCACAAUUUAUGACUGACUUACUUCUUUGCUUAACAUAGAUAUGAUGAAGAUACUGAUAUAGUUCUGAGCAUAUUUAAAGCAGCUUACAAACCCAAUGUGUAAAGUGCAUGUUCUUCAUGUGUGUAUAGUAAUAUACUGUUUUUUGGAAUUUUUGUUAACCCUAAUAAAUAAACUGCAGUAAAAUAUUUAAAAUGUUUGUUGUAUAUUGAGAUUUUUUUUCUCCAAAAGCAAUUGGGUGAUGGUGAUGAACAUAAAGUUUCAAUGGAGAGUAAAAUGAUAUAAAUGUUCGGUCAACAUUUCGCCAAUGGAAAUUGAUCUUUUGAUAGAUUUAUUUGAAUGUUGCAUGUUUGUCUUUCAUGUUGUUCAUGCAGUGAUGUAAUAUCAUAUGCACUUGGCGUGUUUGUAGCUGUGUCAUGUUGUGUUACAUCAUAAAUGAUUUCAGGGUGCACUUUGUAACCAUUAGCCUGUUUUAUUGUGUAUUUAUCUAUCAAUAAUGAUGUAUAUUUAAUGUACUGUGUUUGAAAAACUUGUAAGUAUAGAUGUAUGUACAUCAAGCUGGUGUUGUGACCCCAAUUUCUAGAAUUUCCCAUGAUAAAAUCUAUUGUUUGACCCUU
Phycodurus eques (leafy seadragon) is the source of this 3973-nucleotide messenger RNA. Its product is annotated as dynamin-1-like. The record is from RefSeq and is a predicted model, not a curated record. The transcript has 24 exons. The coding region runs from base 466 to 2988 and encodes 840 amino acids. Gene Ontology annotation, cellular component: membrane; cytoplasm; microtubule. Gene Ontology annotation, molecular function: microtubule binding; GTP binding; GTPase activity. NCBI's taxonomy places the organism in Eukaryota, Metazoa, Chordata, Actinopteri, Syngnathiformes, Syngnathidae.